AUGGCGGGCAUCAUUGCUGAAAGCACUGCCAAGCUGCAACUGGAUGAGGAGACCGGAGAAAUGGUGUCAAAGAAUGAGCUGAAGAAACGCAUGCAGAAGCGAGCUAAAAAGGCCGCCGCAGUUGCUUCCUCUCACAAUAGUAUCAAUAGUAUAUUGGCAUCUGAAGGUCAAGGACCGACCAAUGCGCCAUCCAGCAAGCCCGCCAAGGCAGAGGGGUUCAGUAUCGAUCCAGAUGCCAUGUCCAACCAAGGCUUCCUAGCUGAGGUUUACAGGCUGCACCUGUCAAAGGACGUCGAAUCUGCUCACGAAUAUCUCAGAUUUGAUGACACAAAUCCCGACGCUGAAAAGGAGGAGUACUGCAUCACUAUCAAUGAUAUGACUCAAUGGUUGGGAUUCACCCCAGCUGAGAUUACUUAUUCAUCCGAUAACUUCCAGCGCAUGUAUGAUCUCGCCGAAGAGCUGAUUAAACAGGAGAAAGCCUAUGUAUGUCAUUGCAACGAGGCCGAGACGAGAAUGCAACGCGGCGGUGAGGAUGGGUCUAAGCCGAGAUAUCGAUGCGAACAUUCAAAGCAAGACGUCGAGACCAACCUCCAGAAAUUCCGAGAUAUGCGAAAUGGAGAGUAUGCACCUCAGGCAGCUUGGCUUCGCAUGAAGCAGGACAUGGAGAAUCCUAAUCCCUCGAUGUGGGACAUUGCAGCAUAUAGAAUACCCAACCUAUGA
Molecule: messenger RNA, 720 nt
Organism: Daldinia childiae
Lineage: Eukaryota; Fungi; Ascomycota; Sordariomycetes; Xylariales; Hypoxylaceae
Product: putative glutamine-tRNA ligase
Exons: 2
Coding region: 1-720 (239 amino acids)
Biological process (GO): glutaminyl-tRNA aminoacylation
Cellular component (GO): cytosol
Molecular function (GO): glutamine-tRNA ligase activity; ATP binding
Source: RefSeq, a predicted model, not a curated record